Molecule: messenger RNA, 2788 nt
Organism: Scatophagus argus
Lineage: Eukaryota; Metazoa; Chordata; Actinopteri; Scatophagidae
Gene: ccdc125
Product: coiled-coil domain containing 125
Exons: 12
Coding region: 211-1578 (455 amino acids)
Biological process (GO): negative regulation of cell motility; negative regulation of Rho protein signal transduction
Cellular component (GO): cytoplasm
Source: RefSeq, a predicted model, not a curated record
GCUUUAAUGCAGUUGGUGGAGGAAGUGAGUCAUAUCCUACUGAUAGUAAUCCAAUGCGGCUCGAAACGGAUCAUUUGUGAAACUUAUUUUUGCUCCCACUCCCGACGUAAAACUCAGACAACAGUUAACCAAACUUUGGCUUUGUCUGUGCGUUGGUAGAGGCUCUAAAGCACCAAGGAAUAUAGCUUCAGUUUCGCUUCAAAGUUGCAGAUGCAAGAGGUCAGUGAGGCCUGCAACCCUGAUGAUGACAUGGUGGAUGGAGACCUGGGUGAUGGAAUGGUAGUCAGAGCAGCACCCAGCUCCACAAGGAAGAAGAGCCAAGGCUUAACUGGUGUUACAGAGACUCUGAUGCCUGGAGCAGAGUUACGUAGGCACAGCAGCCAGAAAGGAGAGGCAGCCUGGAUCCCAGGACUGAAGAUUGCAGAGAUGCGACAAAGAGCCUGCAGGAAGCUAAUAUGCUUAGCAGACUCCAUGGUGGAGCUGUCCAAAGACGAGCUGAAAGACAGACUACAGGAAGUAACUGAGGUGAUAGACGUAUUAUGCUGUGAGGUGGAGGUGGCACAUCGUUACCUUGAAGGCAAAUAUGAAGCUCUCAAGAUCUUACAAGGAAAGGCCAUUCUUGACAAAGCAACGAGUCACACCAAAAGUCUGUUGCAAAAAAAUGAGGAGACUGCCAAAGCUCUAGAGAAAGAGGUGAACAGCUUGCAGUGGGAACUCAGCUUCAACCAGGUCCAGAUGAAGAGGUCUCAGCAGUUCUGGGAGCAGAAAUACAACAGAAUUUUGAAUGAGAACAAGACUCUGACUGAUAACCUGGAGGAAGGUGCGAGUGAGAUCCAGCAGCUUCGAACAGAAAAUUCUGCUCUAAGCCGGCAGUGCUUGGAACUUCUCUCCAUGUUGAAUGUGAAGGAACAGAGAGCUUAUCAAGGAACCAAACCUCAAUACAGCCCAGAGAGAGACGCAAGCGUUCUGGAGAUGGCAGUGUUGGGAGCUUGCCGGUGUCUUGGUGUUGCUGAAGCUUGUCCAUGCAGUCGGACUGCUGCUGCCAGCAGGAAACAGCUCAUCCAGCUGCAAGAGGAGCUGGAAGCUCAGUGUGCAAGGAAAGAAGAAGCAUUGAUGGUUGCAGAUGCUUUUCGCAUUGCCUUUGAACAGCAGCUGAGGAAACGAAGCGAGCACUUCCUGCUGCUGGCUGAGGCCAACAUCGUAAAAUCCCAUCAUGACAAGGCUGAAGGUGCUAACAAGAGUCCUCUAAUCAGGGUAAGCCAGAGGUUGAGAGGACUGCUGCCUUCCAGUUUGGAGGUGAAGGUGCCUGAUGAUCUUUUAGAGACUCUCUACAGACUGCUGGACUUGCUAAAUGACAAGGAGGAGGCCCUGGCCCACCAGAGGAAGGUUAGCAUCAUGUUAGCCCACAGUGCUGAGGAGCUGCAGAGAAAGUUGCAUCUAGAUUCACAUUGCUGGCCAUCAGACCCAUCACAGUCCAGGAUUCCAUCAAAGCAGCAACAAAAACCAACAGAGAACCAGAGCCAGUCUCAGAAAACAUCUGAUACAUCAGAGCUGAACCACAAGCACACCACCAAAUAGAGGUACCAUAUUCCCAGCUUCAGCCAGAACAACAACCAUAUCUUCAAAAAAAGUUUUGCAGACCUAUAGUUUGUUGAGACAGUGAAGUUGUUGUUGUUUUUUUCUUAAACUAGGUAUUAUUCAUAUAAAAUGAAGUACUGAUUUGCAUCAACUGGAUUAAAAAAAAUCUAACAUUGUAAUAGUUUAGGAAAAGUAUUUUUUAACUGUGUAAAUCUAAAAUAAUAACUUGGUUUCAGCGAGGGGAAAUUAGAAGCAAGGCAGGUUUGGUAUUUUCACUGGAUCAACAAGUUGGGUUAUUUAUAGUUAAGCAUUAUGAGAUGAUUAUUUUGUAGCCAUGAAUAUGCAUAAUAAUAGUUGCACGAAUGACCAAAGCAUAACUGAUCAAACAGACUAUUUAAAUGGUGGGUGAAUAAUGAUAACUUGCACACUUUGGAUAUUCACAGUUUUUCUACAACUUGUUUUCUGAUACAGGAAUGUAACAGUUUCAGAAAAUAAAAUUUGGAAAUUUUUGUGUUGUUUGACUUGUGUACUUGAUCACUUACAUGGAAAUGUGGAAAUAGAAUAUGUGGGGGGGUUUUUCUUGUUUUUUCCUUUUUUUUCUGUAAUAUUCAAAAAUUGUCUCUCUACCUAAUGGUAUUGUUGAAUCAUCUCAAGCCAAAGCUUAGUGUACAUAUUAAACACAUUUGAAUACAUUUAUUUACUUUUUUUUUUUUUUUUUUUUUAAAUUCUGAACUAAUUAUUUUAAUGAUGAAAAUACUGAUGGGUGAUGAUGAUUAAUUAAUUAAUCUUUAUGAAUUAUUUUUUUAGAGUGGUUACUAUAGGAUUAGCCCAUCUAAAUUACCACAAUACUAUUCCAUGAAUCUUGAGUAGUAUGUAGCUGUUACUCUUGUUGAUCCCCAAACAUCUCUGUACAUAAUUUUCAUCUAAACUACUUGCUAUACAGGAAGCUGACCAGCUGAGGGCAGUGUUUGUCUACAAAUGUCACUCUUAGUAUCAGAAUUGUUUCUUUCAGCACACAUACCCUCUAAUCCAUCAUAAUGUGUUAAUGAUUGAUCCAUUCAUCUAGUUUGUGUUAUAUGGAUUACCCCACCGAUGGAAAAACAACUCACACUAACUCCAGACUCAAAUUAACACUGAUAUGAUCACACAAAUAUAAAGAAUUAUCCUUGCAAAUGUUAUGUUUGUGUCUGUAGUUCUUUUCUGAAUUAAA